GCUCUGAUUGGCCGAAGCUGGGCAGGUUCGAGUAUAUAAGAGCUGCCUGCUCCUCCGAAACAUCAUCAUCUUCAUUGACAACCAUGGCUCUCCUCUGGAUCGUGUCCUGCCUCGCCUUCGUCAGCGCCGCCUAUGGCUGCGGUGUCCCCGCCGUCCCUCCCCAGGUGACCGGCUAUGCCCGCAUCGUCAACGGUGAGGAGGCUGUGCCCCACUCCUGGCCCUGGCAGGUGUCCCUUCAGCAAUCCAGCGGCUUCCACUUCUGUGGAGGUUCCCUGAUCAACGAGAACUGGGUUGUGACCGCCGCUCACUGCAACGUCAUGACCUACCACCGUGUGGUUGCUGGAGAGCACAACAGGGGCUACGGCUCCACCGAGGAUGUCCAGGUCCUGAAGCCCGCCAGGGUGUUCACCCACCCCGCCUGGAACCCCCGCACCAUCAACAACGACAUCGCCCUGAUCAAGCUGUCCACCCCCGCCCGCCUGGGAACCAACGUGUCUCCUGUCUGCCUCGCUGAGUCCUCUGACAACUUCGCCGCCGGCAUGACCUGCGUCACCUCUGGAUGGGGUCUGAUGCGCUACAACGCUGCCAGCACUCCCAAUGACCUGCAGCAGGCCGCUCUGCCCCUGCUGUCCAACGAGCAGUGCAAGAGACACUGGGGUAGCAACAUCUCCGACGUGAUGAUCUGCGCUGGAGGCGCUGGAGCCACUUCCUGCAUGGGCGACUCUGGUGGUCCCCUGGUCUGCCAGAAGGACAACGCCUGGACUCUGGUCGGUAUCGUGUCCUGGGGAAGCAGCCGUUGCUCCACCUCCACCCCCGCGGUCUACGCUCGCGUCACCGAGCUCCGUAGCUGGGUUGACCAGACCCUCGCUGCCAACUAAAUCCUCACUGGCAACGCCGCCCUGACCCUACCCGACCGCAGGGCCCCGACUCUGCAGUCCCACUUGGAGUGUGUGGAUAAUGAAUGAUAAUAAAAACAUUUAAAGUUA
Notolabrus celidotus (New Zealand spotty) is the source of this 986-nucleotide messenger RNA. Its product is annotated as chymotrypsin B-like. Bases 84 to 878 code for a protein of 264 amino acids. NCBI's taxonomy places the organism in Eukaryota, Metazoa, Chordata, Actinopteri, Labriformes, Labridae. The record is from RefSeq and is a predicted model, not a curated record. Gene Ontology annotation, molecular function: serine-type endopeptidase activity. The transcript is spliced from 7 exons. Gene Ontology annotation, biological process: proteolysis.